AUGCGCACGGCUUCGUAUCGCUUGGUAGACGUGGAUUCCCUCGAUGAAUUCGAAGAGAGUGAGUCUUUUUCGUGUGCAUCGGACGGUCCGAACGAAUCUGAAGUUCGGGGAUUUCUGGAGUCGAAUCAGCUGGAAAAGGCUCUCAUUUCUUGUCUUUUCCCAUUAUUCACGACUGAUCAGGUGAGAGAAAUAAGAAGGACAAAGCGAAUCAAGAAGGGAUUUCAGGAAGAGAAGGAUCGAGUGAUUCUGCUCGUUUCGUCCGUCCUGAAUGCGUUCAAGCAUUCGGAAAUCGAGGAGACCGCCUCAAAGUUAUCGACUGAGCAGGGGGACGUGCUCAUGAAGUACGUCUACAAGGCAAUGGAGCUCUCCGCCGACUCGCACACUCUUCUUUCUUGGCAUUCUUGUCUCGUCUCCAAGUUCGGCCACGGAGCCAUCAUGCGUGUUUUUACAUGUCGAAACCGUUUGUGA
Molecule: messenger RNA, 468 nt
Organism: Caenorhabditis sp. 36 PRJEB53466
Lineage: Eukaryota; Metazoa; Nematoda; Chromadorea; Rhabditida; Rhabditidae
Source: the annotation of a GenBank genome assembly